AAAGGGACACUGUAAGGGGAAUGGCUGGUUCAGACAGGGCAGUACAUUUGUGUAUAUCUAUCCACCUCUGUCUUGACACUGUGCAUGCCAUGUGGAGUAGUUCAAAGGUCAAACUACAUAGACUGCAUCCAGUCACCAACAAUGCAUUGAAUUUGUUCUAGUAACCAAGAUAUCCUUUCCCCCCAUCCCCUCUUCAGUUUCUUGCACAUCAUUCAUUCUAAUAACCAAGAGAUCCUUUCUCCCCCACCCCCUCCUCACUUUCUUUAGUGGCAGAGUUUGUUCACAAGUUGUCGUCAGUGGAGGACCAACACGCUCAGCAGCUCAACAACCUGGCCAGAAACUUCCGAAGAAAGACUCAGGAAACCUUCCGGAAAGAUCCGUCUAUCGCAGUCGGUACUCAGUUCUCAUCGUGGGAAGCUAUGUUGAAGGACACAGAGGAGGAGGCAAAGUUAUCCACUGAGUUAUCUAGGAACCUGGUACAAGGUAUAGCUGCACAAAUUCAGGAGCUCACUUCACGGAAGAAAAUGCUACUGAAGAAGUGGUUCCUAUUCAGGGAGACAUACAUGUGUCGUAUCGACAAGACGGAGGACAAGGUGAACAAGGUGUUCAGAGAGUACCAGGACAACUGGAACAAGUACGCAGAGUCUCUCGAGAAAGACGCUGCCAACGUUAAGGAGAUGGUGGUGCUCCACAGUUACAACUCACACAACGAGUAUAUUCUCCAAAAGACGUCUUUCAAUUCCCUCCACGAUGAGUUCUAUGGCCGCCAGGUGUACGACAUGCUGGACGAACUGCAGGCAAUACAUGAGGAUCUGGUGAAAGGUCUGAAGACCAGUAUGCACAAGUGUGGCGAGAUGAUGAGAACAAAGGCCCAGAAGACGUGUUCUCACCUGACCUCUUUCGUGGAGACAGUCUCGAGGGUCAACGCCAGUGAAGACACAUCUGAACUGGUCAAUAGACAAGACCUGAUAGACAAGGCCUAUCCUCCUCCCCCAUGCAAGUUCAGACCUCCUGACCUGCCUCCUCCCAAACUACCUGACUCCCCUCCUGUGGACCUGCCUUCCCUGCCAGACCAGCUAUCCCUCAAUGACCUGACGCAGUCUCCACUCGGCCACUCCCGAGAGGCCAUCAAACAGACUGAGUUUGCAGUCAGUGGAGCUCUGGAGAGACUACAUAAGGAGUACCAGUCCGUCAAAUCUCUGCUCGACAGUUACCGUGACAACCCGACACUGGGAGAUCCAAACACUCUAAUUGAAGAGCUCCUGGAGAUGAGGAACAAGAUUAGGGUCAAAGAGGCGGAGCUUGUCAUGAUUAGGGCAAAGCUGAACAUGUUCAUGUCGUUAGUGGAAGCUGCACCCCCUGAAAUGUCAUUCCAGCUGUCUUCCCCCAUCCCUCCCCCCAGCGGACACCCUCGCAAGUUGGCCGCGGGGCUGGUCAGUGGGAGGGACCACGACUUUGUGGAGAGUGAGAAGAGGAGACCGGCCCUGUGUGCCUACUGUGGAGGAAUGAUACAACCCCCCAUAUCAAAGGGGGUAAAGUGCAGGAGCUGUAAGAUGAACCUCCACCAUCGCUGUCAGAACUCUGUUCCAUACUGCCACGGGACUCCGCCCACCAAACCUGCCUCUAAAUCUGCUGCAAAAGCCGUAUCCAAGAGAAUCUCACAGAUCCUGACCAGGAAAUCCAGCGCCGAUCCCCAUGACACUGCCUCCAACGGCUCCUUUGAUGAUGAGGAGGGAGACGGAGUGUAUGAACCUCCUCCGCCUCCUCUGCCUCGCGGCAGCAGUGACAAGAGGACCGCCUCUCUCUCCCCUGCUCCCGAACCUCCUCCCCGAGGAGAAUCCCUGGACCCUGAGAACUAUGCGAGACUGGAUGCAGUUCAGAUACACAACAGUUUCGAGGACACUCUGGAACUGGGGGACUCAAGUAGCUACUGCGUGGCUCUCUUUGAGUAUGCCUGUGUCAACCCCAAUGACCUACACCUUCAGCCAGGGGAUGUGAUAGAGCUGAUUAAUACCAGCAGUUCCGACUGGUGGAAGGGGUCAUGUAGAGCGAGGGUUGGAUAUUUUCCAGCGACAUACGUGCAGGCAGUAUCGACUGGCAACCAGAUAUUCAUGUCUCAGUUUGACUUUGCAGCUGAAGGCCAAGGAGAGCUGCCUCUUCUUGAAGGACAGAUUGUGGUGAUGCUCAGAGACAACCAGGACGGCUGGCUCUACGGUCGCUCCGGGACAGAAGAAGGUCUGUUCCCCUGGCAACUACACCAAGAGACUCACAACUGUCUAGUUCUAUUUCAUGCCCACCCCUCAUUACACCCUCUCGUAAUCGUUCUAACAUCAAGUUUUGUACUGCAUAUAACAAACCAGUUGGCAUUUUCCAGUACACUUUUUAUUUAGAGUUGAAACAUUUUUUCAUGAUUGUCACUGAUUAUUAUUAUGAUUGAAUGGUGUUGUACAAUAAAUACUUAUCAUGUUUGGAUCUAACAAUAAUCGGUGCAAAGAAAACCCUAACGUUUCGUUCUGACUUUCUUUCGUUUCUUCUUUCUUUGCUUCUCAAUUUCCACAUCUCCGCAUUGAUUAAGUCUCCCCCUCCUGACCACACCCACCAGCUCCCAGACCGUGCCUACCUACGUCUUCCAGACCACACCCACUAUCGGCAGUGUAGUUAGUGAGUUUAGUGGCAAAGUAUUCUUGUACUGUUGCGGUUUGUGUGAUGGUAGCAACCCCAUGGCUUAUUACGGGAAGACUCUCUUUUGUCAACUGCUCAUUUUCUGACGUUCCUUCUGUCUUGGUUCUCUUGGUCCUUUCUUUCUUCUCCUCCUCUUCCCCCUCUUCCUCCUCCUCUUCCCCUCCACCUCUCUCUCCCCUCUCCCUCUUCCUCUCUCUCCUCUCCUUCCUCCCUCUUCUACCAAACACGCAGUCAAGGUCUUUACUGCUGGCUGAGGACAGAUCCUUACUUCGCAAUGCCUUCUUAUACAGUGCUCUCCCACUGUUGAUAGCACUGGUCACUAGAGACUUUGCUCCCUGGUUCUCUGAUCCAACAUCUGUUGUCUUUCUUGGCAUUGAGGCUGGCCAGGAGCUGGUCGAAGGACUCCUGAUGCUCUAUCCACUCCUCAUCACGACCUCUGACAUAACCCACACCUGAUGUGUCGGAUCUUUUCGACACCUUCACGUGUUCAGUCUUCCCGGCUAGAUCUUUUCCCAGUCCCUUACCCUCGCUCCAACCCAUCCGCUCCAGCAUCCGGUACCCGAACCUGCUCCGGUCUGGAGAGAAAGACGGAAUCAAGGGGGAUGUCGAUAUAACAUUGCGAAAGACUCAAACCUUCACUCCAUCUACUGUUGCGCGGGUCUUCACUCCACUUCUGUUUGUAUUUCUUCUCCGCAAGCAUAGCUAGCCAGCCCGGCCUGCCCGAGCAACACGCGGGGGUCUCGGCAAGGGGGCGUG
Molecule: messenger RNA, 3438 nt
Organism: Geodia barretti
Lineage: Eukaryota; Metazoa; Porifera; Demospongiae; Tetractinellida; Geodiidae
Source: the annotation of a GenBank genome assembly